CUUUGUUAUUUUCUUACUGGUUAUUGUGAAAACCUUCUCGUGCUUUACUAUACAUUCAUCAAAACCUACGAAAUUAUCAAUCAUUAUUAUCAAGUAUUAGUCUUGGUAAAGUAAUUCUACUUGAAUUAUCUCCGCAGAGUUAUUAUUGGUGGCUUAUUGUGACCCUAAGUAGGGACAUUUGUAAUCCGUGAAUUGUUGACGAUUAAUCAUUAGUUGCCGCCAUUUCAUCUUAUGAGUGGUUGCUCUAGAAGGUUUUGACGGAGGAUGUCAUCAUAGGUGAAGUCGACCGCUUUAGUCGCGAUCACAACGGCCAUUGAACUGAUAUAACCAAUCUCUGAAAUCAAGAAUGCAUUUCAUGUUUAAAAUUUUUGCGAGUCGCCAAAGCUGCUACUCUUUCGCAGGUCAGGUUGUUUGAAAAUGAAGACGAGAAGUUCUGAUGCAAGUCAAGAUUUGAAAUCAGAUAUGCCAGUGAAGGACAACAUCCAAAUCAAACAAGAGGAUGGCGAGAGUGAUAACAAUCAUGAGAGAUUGGAGAAAGAUGAUUCAUUUACUCCGAAAGGUGGAUCUCUUUGGGGUAGAGAGUUGCGGAACCGUUUUGUCUUUAGCAGUAAUGAACAUAUGCGCAGAACUAGGGGAUGCUCAUUGCAUUCCAGAUAUGCUAAACAAGGUAUAAGUUCAAGGAAACACAUUCGGAGCUGCAGAUUACCAGUGUCUUUGGAUGAGAGAGGCCGUGUGUAUGACGAUGAUGAAAUGAUAGAAGACUCGGAUGAUAUUGGAAUUUUUGAAGAUGACGAUGAUGAUAUUUUCAGUCCUCGUAAAGCUCGAGAAAGUUGUCGUCGAUCUGAGCGUCGGAGGGUAAGGCGAACUCAUGUCCACCAGCGGUCGCUGCGCUCAUCUGCAGCCACAGAGUCCUCCAGUCACUGCAUUGACCAUGGAUCCCGCGUUCUGCACCCACGGCGCAUGGAGGAGGAGGAUGAUGAGGAGGAAGACGAGGAAGAGGAAGGUGAUAGGCAUGCUCUCAAUGGCCACAGCAGCAGUGUGGAGAAGCAUCCUGAUGACAGCCAUGAAGGGGAAGGAGUUCGGCGGAGCACCCGUCAACGGAAACUACUGUAUGACAACUUCAACACCAGCUGGAUACUCGGCACCCAGACCUUACGUGGCUAUCCCAUGUUCAUGAUGGAUAAAGAUAGUGAGAAAGUUCUUCAGGAAGACCAGUCGGUUGAGCAGGAGGGUGGGGACGAGCACAAGGAAGCCUGCAAGAAGAGGAGGACCAUGUCGGAGCUUGAACAGCCAGUGGACGACGUAAGCAAGGAUCGAGCUAGUGUUCCUCGCAGCUCUUAUAGCUACGAGGAUAUGUAUACAAGAGUGAAGCGACCACGAAGAGCUGCACAGAAUGUGUUAUAUGACCAGAAAAAAAGUAAAUCAAGAUCUAGAAAUACUGUCAGUGAGGAAGAUGCCACUGAAACCCAAAGUACUUCAUCAGAUGAGAGUUUUGAAUGUGACACUGCAAGAGGGAGACGGCGUGGAAAGUAUCAUUUGCGGAAGACAAAACCCACUGUGGAUAGAUUUCAAGCCAGUGCAGACCCCCCUCGUCCAUCACGUAUUCUUCGAUCUGUGUUAUGUAAUUCUGUUCGUCGAAGGAGACAUCGCCCUACAUGUGAUGAUUCGUCCACUAGCAGUGAUGAAGAAAGAUUUGAUCGCAAGAAAACUUCAGUCAACAGAAGUGUUAAAAUAGAUCGUAAAAGGUGUAUGCCUUUGAAUUUAUAUCCAGAUGAUAUGCCUAAAGGAAAUCAAGAUGGAAAGCAAACAUUAGCAGAUACUGAUCCAAUGUCUCUUGACACGAGCAUUGGUUUUCGGCAUGUAGGGGGACUUGAGAGUCAUAUCAGAUGUUUGCAGGAAAUGGUUAUUUUUCCGAUGCUGUAUCGAGAGAUAUUCGAAAAGUACAGCGUCAAACCUCCAAAAGGUGUUCUCUUCCACGGACCACCAGGUACAGGGAAGACACUGAUUGCUAGAGCUCUGGCUAAUGAAUGCAGUCAGGGAGAUCGUAAAGUUUCAUUCUUUAUGAGAAAAGGUGCUGAUUGCCUGAGCAAAUGGGUGGGUGAAUCAGAGAGACAGCUGAGACUUCUAUUUGAACAAGCAUAUCAAAUGCGUCCGUCCAUUAUUUUCUUCGAUGAGAUAGAUGGGCUUGCUCCUGUCCGCUCUUCCAAGCAAGACCAAAUACAUGCUAGUAUUGUAUCUACUCUAUUGGCUUUAAUGGAUGGUCUUGACGAUAGAGGAGAAAUUAUUGUUAUUGGUGCUACUAAUCGCAUCGAUGCCAUAGAUCCUGCACUGCGUCGACCUGGUAGAUUUGAUAGAGAAUUGUUUUUCCCUCUUCCAGCCAAGAAAGAACGUCAAGAAAUACUUAGGAUUCAUGUUAGUAAAUGGGCACAGCCUCCAAGUGUUGGACUUUUAAAUAAUUUGGCUGAGCAGGCUGUUGGAUAUUGUGGGUCUGAUUUGCGUGCUUUAUGCUCUGAAGCAGUAAUACAAGGUCUUCGACGAAAAUACCCCCAAAUUUAUAAAUCAAGUCAGAAAUUACUACUUGAUCCCGAAGCUGUGAUGGUGGAGAAAGUUGAUUUUCAAAGAGCUCAGUGCAACAUAAUACCAGCAGCUCACAGAGUGUCUCCAACACCUGCUCGGAAACUUUCCAUUCUUAUCGAGCCAUUGCUCAAAAGUAUUUUUGAAAAGGGUGUGAAUAUGCUUAAGGAAACUUUUCCUUAUGUUAUGACUACUUCUAGGCAAAGUAUUGGACGACUUGUCCAUAGACCGCAUUUAUUAUUGGUAGGGGAAAACUCUCUUCAAGGCCAAACUACCCAUUUGGGACCAGCAUUACUCCACAAAAUGGAGCAUAUUCCUGUUCACACUCUUGAUUUUGGUACUUUAUAUGAAGUAUCAGGACGUAGCCCUGAAGAAACAUGUGUUCAGAUUUUUCAAGAAGCUCGGCGUAAUACCCCGUCCAUUAUAUAUGUUCCUGGAAUUGACCAACUCUGGACAUUAACUGACAGUACUUUGCAUGCAGUUUUUAUUUCCAAUUUACGGCGUAUGGAUCCAACAAUUCCUAUAUUGCUUUUAGCUACAUCUGAUUCUCGAUAUCAAGAGUUGAGUGAUGAAUUGCAGACUUUGUUCAGUGAGUUUAGAGGAGAGGUGUUAACAAUGCAUAAUCCUCAGCCUCAUGAACGAGAGAUGUUCUUCCGGCCAUUGCUUCUGGUGGAAACUGCUCGAAUACCUAGAAUUCAAAAGAAACAUGAGGCUCUGCCAGAGCUCCCAUUGGCUCCUCCGCCAGAACCUCCCAAACUCUCAGAAGAAGAAUUAAAGAAAGUGUAUGAUAAAGAAGAGCGGGCUCUGAGGGAGCUUCGUAUCUUUCUAAGAGAAAUUUGUUCGAAACUGGCUCGUAAUAGACAAUUUUUCAUGUUUUCCAAGCCAGUGGAUGUAAUGGAAGUUCCAGAUUAUUUAACUAUUAUUAAACAGCCAAUGGAUUUGGAGACUAUGAUGACAAAAAUUGAUCUUCACCGUUAUGCCUGUGCUAAAGAAUUUUUGGAAGAUGUUGACCUGUUGGUUCGGAAUGCAUUAGAAUAUAAUCCUGACAGGGAACCCGCUGAUAAAUUAAUUCGACAUCGAGCAUGUUCUCUUCGUGAUACAGCUUAUGCACUGAUAAAAGCAGAAAUGGACUCAGAUUUUGAAGAUCAGUGUCAAAACAUAGCGAAGGCAAGGAGUAAGAGAGCAGAAUCACCAUCGAGGUUUGCUCCUGACUUUGUUCAUACAAAACCUCCCUCACUGAAAGCAACUGAACCAGUAGAGGCUGAGGGAACUGCUGCUGGAUGCAGCCAAGAUAUCAAAGAAGGUAUUCAGUUGCUGUCUGAGAGUGGUGGAGAAAGUCAUUCAGGAAAUCGAACAGUCGUGAAAACUUUAUUGAACUCAAAAACACCUAACACUGAGCCUCGCCUACCAAAGCGUCGAUGCUCUGCAUGGGCCAGGGGUAUUCUCACAAAAUGCAGAAACUCCAAGUCCUUGAACCGACCCUCAACAGGAGGCUCUUCCCCAGGUUGUUCACCCAGGAAUGCUUUGGAGCUCAAGUCGAACAAGCAGAAUGGGGAAAACAUUCCUGAUGUUUGGUUGAACGGUACACAAGCAAAACUUGGUGUUUUGAAUAGCUCAGUGCAUUCUUUGCCAAAAGAAGGUGACAUGGUGGGUGCAGAAGAUGAUGCAAUGGAGUUGGGUGAUGAUACUGCCAGUAUUUGUGACAUAGCUAGUCAAGAUUGCUGCGACUUACCUCAAUCAUUUGAGGGUGAGAGUAGCUCUAAUACCGUAGAAAGUGAGACUGAUAAUAGAAAAGAAGUUGUGAUAAGUGUAGAAAAGCUUCACAAGCUGAUGGAGAAAACUGUGCAACUAACUAAUGGUUGCCCCGUGGAGUCCCUUAUUGAACUGUACAUGCAGUACAGAAAGUGUGUUACACAUUUUAGUAGGCUCUGGGACAGAACGUCACUACCUCAGCUAACUCAAGAUAAAUCAAGUGCUCAAGUUCUUGUAUAUACAAGUAAUUUACGCAGUAAUGUUUGUGUUCUGAAUGAUGAAAAUUGGCUAGAAGAAUAA
Messenger RNA from Gryllus bimaculatus (two-spotted cricket), 4626 nucleotides. The record is from the annotation of a GenBank genome assembly. Lineage: Eukaryota; Metazoa; Arthropoda; Insecta; Orthoptera; Gryllidae.